UUUUCAAUGCUCAAACCACGGAAACGAAUGUUCUUCGCACUUGAAGAAACUCAAAAUCAGCUGACGUUUUUCAAAGAUGAAUCAGAUUUCGUGAAGAGAAAAGAACCAGUCGGUACGAUCCCUCUUGCUAAUGCGGCGUGCACUGUCGCUGAGCAGAGUGGCACAUCAUUUGCUAUACAUGCGAAUGGUCGAACCUAUGGUUUUGAUGCAGAUAAUGAGCGAAGUGCAGAACACUGGAUGAGUGCGUUGCAGAAUCGACGGGAAAGCGUUGAUCUAAACGAAAAUAUCCGUAAAACAAGUCGACCUCUCAGUAGACGUCCCCCGAAAAUGUCACGUUCUCGUUCGGCUUCGCUCCCUAGCGAAAGUGAACUGCAAAGUGCACAAAGAACACAACGAUACACUCUCGAGCAUCGACGAUCUGUUGCACCAUUUCCUCGAGUUCUGCCAACAGAUGUCGAAGCACGUGAUGAUAUAGGCGUCGUUGACAAGGAACGAGUUGAAGGAAAAGGUGAUCGACUGCCGUCGUGGUUUGAUGAGUGGAUUCGGAGUUGGCUGAAUGAUCAAUCGUUUUCGGUGCCACCAUAUGGAACGGAGAAAACGAACAUUACCGAGGCAAGUGUAACCACUGAAGAAUUGUAUCGUCUUCGCGAGAUAACGAAUCGUCAAAAGGAACGAAUUCAAGAAUUGAAUGAGAACAACAAAAAACUCAUCGUUCAAAUGUCACAGUUGCGAGAAUUUCAGUUGGCGACUCUAAUUGCACAGAACAAAUUUCUGAACGCUGAAGUGUUACGAUUGUCGGAGAGGAGUGAAGCUGAACAACGGGUCAUCGAAAAACUUAAAACGGAAAAGAGAAAUCUAGAAGAAGAUAUUAAUGGUUUUCGACGAGAAUAUGUGUUCCUGUUGCAGAGUUGCAUUCGAAUUCCUCUCUCAGAGCAACAUUCAACAGAUGUUUUACAAGUGAAACUACUUGGUGGUGAUAUUGAAUUGCUUAGAAGUUAUCCUCAAAAAAUUUACGGAGCUCAGUCAUUCUCGCUUCAGCCAGAAGCACGUCGUCUGGUUCGUGGUGGAAUUCCGCCGAGUAUGAGAACGACCGUCUGGAGAAUGAUAAUACACCAGCAAGUGGCCGAUGUAAAAAAGAAAUAUGGCAAAUAUUAUUAUCGUAAUUUGUGUAAUUCACAAGGCACUCCUGCUGAAAGACAGGUUCAUCUCAUUGUCUCGCAUUGUACACUUCGUAUUUUUAACGAUUGCUGA
This is a messenger RNA of Anisakis simplex (herring worm), 1251 nucleotides long. The record is from the annotation of a GenBank genome assembly. Lineage: Eukaryota; Metazoa; Nematoda; Chromadorea; Rhabditida; Anisakidae.